Molecule: messenger RNA, 201 nt
Organism: Dichomitus squalens LYAD-421 SS1
Lineage: Eukaryota; Fungi; Basidiomycota; Agaricomycetes; Polyporales; Polyporaceae
Exons: 3
Coding region: 1-201 (66 amino acids)
Source: RefSeq, a predicted model, not a curated record
AUGAGCAAGGAGCUCGACCUCAACCUCGACUUCUACACCACGGCCCGGGACCUGCCUCACCUCGACGACCGGUUGCAUCCAAUUCCUCCCCCAUCCGGCAUCCCCUCCGCGUCCGCCAACCCUGUCUUCGAUCGUUCGAACACCCUUACGAUCAUGACAUUUACCGCGGAGCUCGUAUGGGGGUCGCGCACGACCGGCUAG